AACGCCCAGCAAACGCUACGGCAGUCGAUCUAGCUGUUUUCGAGGAACGGUACUUACCUUUCUCGUACCCUUUCGGUUCAGCAUUUUUAGAUUAACUGUAUUUAAAAUAUCUAUUUUUGAAAGCUCAAGUUUGUAGUUAGAAACCAAAAGUGCUGGAAUUUUGUCAAAGAGAGAAAACGGACCUUGUUCAUCAUCACUGUAGACCAAUCACCUAUUCCUUAAAACCAAUAUGAAACUCGACCUACACCAUGCUAAGUGGAGACACACUUGGUUGAGUUGAAACAUGGGUUUCAUUUGGUUAGGCAUGCUAUUUCUGAUUGCAGGAAAUGUUGCAAUUGUCAAGGCAAAUGACUGUUGGCAGACUUGUGUUAGCAUCCAUUACACAGUGGGGCUUUGUGAAGUCGCCGUUACACAGAGCGACGCAAACAGUGUUAUGAAUGAGGUAUUGAAUAAUGGAAAAGGCCAGCUGUCCUGUUCAGGUUUAACACUCAAGCUCCUUAACGUUACCAUAACAACCCCUGGAAACCGAUAUUCCAUUACAGGACUCUUUGGAGUCAUAUAUGGUAACAUGAAUUCAAGUCAAAAAUCUACUGCGCUGUCAUGUCUUAGAAAUGCCGUGAUAUUCAACGAUAUCGUGUUGAGACCAGAUUACUAUACGAGUCCUCUGAAAGGGUCUUACUGGGCAAACCGCGCAUCGCUAACCAACUAUCAAGAUUCUAUCUGUUAUCUAAUAAAUGGGACGUUCCUGUUAAACGGCGUGUGCGCAGCCUCACCUUCUCCGUCACCAUUUUUACCUUCAUGCUCGACACCGCCACCGUCACCGUCACCAGUAUCUCCAGUUACAAAUUACUCAACAGCAGUAACGAAUGCUUCGGAGUCAACUACAGUUACUUCAGAACCAACUACAGUUACUUCAGUGUUUUUACAUUUUCUGCAUUUUGUCCCAAUCAAACGCGUCAGUCUUGGAGGCACUGUUCAACUGUUUUGCGCCGUUUUGGGAACAGCUUCCGAUAUCGUAAUGUCCUUGUCCAAGAACGACAAAACAUUUAAUCUUGACUAUUCACAAGGCGGUUCGAACUACACCAAAGCACUGGUGCUGACAAUCAAGGGUGUUACAACAAAAGAUGCUGGUUUGUACGCAUGUGAUGUAAGUUCAAGUAUUGGAUUGAUGAAAAGAAGUUUAAAGCUUGAAGUACAAGUAUCUAAAAAGGUCGAAAUGGAAAUGAGUCUGAAGCACAAAGAAUUUCAUUCAGACUUGUUAAACUCAUCUUCUCCCAGAUACAAGGCAUUAGCAGAGGAGUUCAAACAGCAGGUAGCUUAUGUAUUCAACUCCAYUGACGGGUCAAAGAGAAUCGAAGUUUAUAAAUUCAAAAAUGGAAGCACCGUCGUUGAAUUCCUCAUUUCCAUAUCGCGGGUUUUAUCGACACCCCAGGACAACCCACCAGAUCUUGUCAAAGAAGUCAACACUAUUAUGAUAGAACAAGUGAAAAAAGGGAGCUUUGGAAAUUAUUCAGUCAGCCUCGAUUCACUCUUCCUUAAAGCAAAGCCUCCUCCACCAACAAACAUCAAAGCCAUUAAUAAAGGAACAAUGUUCAUCGAACUACAGUGGGAGCCGCCAGUCAAUGGGGAAUCAUUUCAGAUAAAAAAGUAUAUCCUCAAGUACAAGAAUAGCAGAGAGUCAGCCUUCAAAAUGAUAAUGGCUUCAAAAAUAGGGUCCGCAAUACUUGUGGUUCGGAAAAUCGAAAAUCUGGAAAAGAAUACGAAAUAUGAUUUUCAACUGUAUUCGCAGAAUUCUAUUGGGCAGGGUACUCCGUCCAACUUCAGUGUUACAACAUUAAGUGAUAUUCCAGUCAUUGCCAAUGAUGGACAAGAGUUCACAUUUAAAAAGGGCGAAACCGCCGUUAUCUUCUGUAUUGGUUCAAGUGAAAAAAGACCUGAGAAAGUCGAGUGGACUUCCGAACGUCCGCCAACAGCAGAGGUGUAUCGAAAUGAAACAUUGAAGACCAAAAGCAUAUACAUGACCUUCAAAAAUGUAAAAGAGGAAAACGCAGGAAUCUAUAAGUGUAGGACGUCCAUGAAGGAUGCUGUUGGGGAAGGCAAUGUCACACUGAUUGUCAUAGUUCCUGUUGAAGUAAAGCUGAAUGCAACGCUUAAUGAGACUUUUWCAGAAGAUUUGAGAAAUGAGAAGACACCUAAAUACAAGAGAUUGAAAACUAAGUUUGAAGAUGAGCUAUCUAAAUUCUUUGUAAAUAUGCCCGGUUUUGUUGGAAUAGAAGUCAUUGGAUUCGUAAAUGGCAGCGUGAAGGUAAGAUUUCGAGUCAUCGUAGAAGUCAAGGUCGGAGAAGCAGAACAGCUAGGCAAACCAACCAGAACAAAAGUGGAUGUGACAACUAGAAUCAUCAAGAAAGUCCAAACGUCAGAUGGUAAUAUUGGUGGAGGGUUGUUCAUUAAAAAGAACUCCAUCACUUCAGAUGCUCCGCCUCCCUCUCCUCUUAACCUGACUUUAACAGAAAUACACGAAACUUUGGCGCAUCUGAAAUGGCUGCAACCCGAAGAUGCAGACGUAUUUUCUAUCCACAGCUACACCAUCGCACUGAAGAAGUUUGGACAAGCAUGGCAAGAGAAAGUCACAACACAGCAUAUUCAGUUGGAUUCGAGAAUAGAGGAACUUGAAGACGACACACGCUAUACUGUGAAGGUGUUUGCUAGAGGUGACGGUGGUAAAGGGUUGGACAGUGAUAUUGAGRAAUUCAAAACAAAAGAGCUCCAAUUAAAUCUCACAUGGUUGUGGGUAGGACUCGCUCUGCUCCUGGUUCUCGGGAUUUUGGCCUUCUUGGUGUACCACUACAGAAAAAAGCAAAUAGAUCAUCGACAUGAUGCCAAUGGCAACAGAACUGACCAGAGAAGAGCACCCAUCCCGUGCAAUGAAGAUCCUAAAAACAUAACCGCCCACUCCUACCGUAACGACGCCUUUAGUGCCCUUUCUUCCGUGGACGUUGAUUCCCUCGAGCUGAUGCCGGGUAAAUGGUUGGAAAUCCCGCGAGAAAUACUAAUUCUUGGCGACACCCUCGGUGCUGGUCAGUUUGGAUUAGUUAGGAAAGGAGUUUUAGAGCAGGAAAAUGGAUCACUGACGUGUGCGGUCAAGAUGCUAAAGAGUAAGGCUUAGAUACUUCAUAAAGGC
Molecule: messenger RNA, 3181 nt
Organism: Actinia tenebrosa (Australian red waratah sea anemone)
Lineage: Eukaryota; Metazoa; Cnidaria; Anthozoa; Actiniaria; Actiniidae
Biological process (GO): positive regulation of kinase activity; multicellular organism development; cell surface receptor protein tyrosine kinase signaling pathway
Cellular component (GO): plasma membrane; signaling receptor complex
Molecular function (GO): protein binding; transmembrane receptor protein tyrosine kinase activity; ATP binding
Source: RefSeq, a predicted model, not a curated record